AUGUUGAGAAACUUUUUAACUGGAAGGCUUCCGAGCUUAGCGUAUUCUAGUCGUAUUGUAACGCGAAACUUUUCAAAGUUACAGAUCAGACCAUCUGUCAUCGAUAGAACCAUACGAAGUCGGGUACAGAAUGUUAAAGCUGCAAAUGUUCGUGACUCUUACUUUGGGAAGAGUGCUACUACUGGUAUAAGGGGUUAUGCAGCUGCAGCCAGUCAAAAGAGAUUGUUGAACUCUUCAAAAUGGGUCGGUUAUUGGUUAAUUGGCACUUCAGGCUUAGUUUUUGGAAUUGUCGUUUUGGGCGGUUUGACAAGACUAACGGAGUCAGGACUUAGUAUCACCGAGUGGAGACCAGUUACGGGUACGCUGCCACCUUUGAACGAGGCCCAAUGGGAAGAAGAAUUUGCCAAAUACAGAGAAUCACCCGAAUUCAAGCAACUUAACUCCCACAUCGACAUGGACGAAUUCAAAUUCAUCUUUUUCAUGGAAUGGGUUCACAGACUUUGGGGUCGCGCGAUCGGACUCAUUUUCGUCGCACCGGCGAUUUAUUUCGCCGCCACGAAGAAAACGUCACCUCACGUCAACAGACGAUUAUUUGGGUUGUCCUGGCUUCUCGCGCUUCAAGGACUUAUCGGCUGGUGGAUGGUCAAGUCGGGUCUCGACCAAGAACAACUCGAAGAAAGAAAAUCGAAACCUACUGUGUCUCAGUAUAGAUUGACCACACAUUUGGGUGCUGCAUUUCUGCUGUACAUGGGCAUGUUUUGGACUGGAUUUGAGAUUCUCAGGGAAGCCAAGUGGGUCAAGAAUCCUGGUGCCGCGAUAGAAUUAUUCUCUAAGCUAGACAACCGCGCACUCGUUCCUUUGAGAAGAACUUCUUUGGGUUUAUUGGCAUUAACUUUCGUUACUGCCAUGUCCGGUGGUCUUGUCGCUGGUCUUGAUGCUGGUUUGAUUUACAACACUUUUCCACAUAUGGGUGAUAACUGGGUUCCUUCCAACCGGGAAUUGAUGGAUGAAAAUUUCGCGCGCAAGGAGGAUAACAGUGAUCUCGUUUGGAGAAAUCUUUUAGAAAACCCUACAACAGUUCAAUUGAACCACAGAAUAUUCGCGACUACCACUUUCAUCGCCGUGUGUUGGGCUCACAUGGUUUGCAAUAGAGGUAAAGCUUUUAUCCCCAAAAGCGCGUUGAAAUCCAUGCAUACUAUGAUGGGUAUUGUCACGGCACAAGUCGCGCUUGGAAUUUUCACACUGUUGUAUUUGGUACCUAUCCCACUAGCGUCCUUGCACCAGGCUGGCGCAAUCGCGUUGUUGACAAACGCCCUAGUGUUUGCCGCACAAUUGAGAAAACCCAGAGUCCCCAUGAGAAUCCUAAUAAGUGGUCUCUCUACUAAAACUGGAGCUCAAUCGAGCAGCAAGAUUUUGACUCAGGCGUCGCAACUUGCCAAAUAA
This is a messenger RNA of Lachancea mirantina, 1443 nucleotides long. NCBI's taxonomy places the organism in Eukaryota, Fungi, Ascomycota, Saccharomycetes, Saccharomycetales, Saccharomycetaceae. The record is from the annotation of a GenBank genome assembly.